This is a messenger RNA of Hippopotamus amphibius kiboko, 1870 nucleotides long. Its product is annotated as cytochrome P450 3A12-like. Gene Ontology annotation, biological process: steroid metabolic process; oxidative demethylation. Bases 723 to 1811 code for a protein of 362 amino acids. The record is from RefSeq and is a predicted model, not a curated record. Gene Ontology annotation, molecular function: heme binding; oxidoreductase activity, acting on paired donors, with incorporation or reduction of molecular oxygen, reduced flavin or flavoprotein as one donor, and incorporation of one atom of oxygen; testosterone 6-beta-hydroxylase activity. NCBI's taxonomy places the organism in Eukaryota, Metazoa, Chordata, Mammalia, Artiodactyla, Hippopotamidae. The transcript has 8 exons.
AUACUGGGAUUUUUCUCAUUAUGCAGGAAAAACAAGUAAACUGGGACUGUCCUGGAAAACCUGGGGACAUAGGAUUGCUUAGCUGUUAAAUCCCCUAAGUCAAUUUUAGAGUGAUUUAUUUAUUUUUAACUAGAAACAUUUUUAGUUCUUCCAUUUCACAGAAAUGAUUCUGCCCUCAGGGCAACCCCAGACCACUGGAGCUGAGAAAGAGUGGGUCUUUCAGGAGCCUUAGCAGGGGUGUAAGACAGUGAGGGGGAUGUUCCUGGUGACUCAGAACCGGGGCCACCCUUCUGUAAUGCGCUAAAGGGGGAUCAGCCCUGAGCACAGGCUCUGUACGGAGGCGAGUCCCAGAUGGAUGUCCCCUUUCUUGGCUCCCCAGGAUGAGUUAAUUUUAUACCCUUUGUUCUGCUCAGACACAGUCCUUAUACACCUACUAUUGCCUGUAGUCAAAACACACUCUGUACUUUGUCUGAUUAGGGGUGUCUCUCUCUCUAUGACUGAGCUCCUUGAGUUCAUGGUGGGGGGUGUCUAACCUGCCUUAGCAUCCCCAUCCCCCCAGUACAGAGCCAGCUGCAUCACUGGCACCUUAUACACACCUCAUGAGUGAGUGAUAGCAGCAUAGACUCUUCCAUGAUCCUGCAGGUGGUUCUGAAAUUGUGUGGCUCUUUAUCUGUCUUGCUGGGCAUCUGAUUUUACAUGAUUUUCUUGUUGCAUGAGUUGGUAUGGAUAGUACACUAGUCAUGAUUUUAAUUGUCCAUGUCUUUCUCUCUCUACUCAGCAUCUUUGGGGCCUAUAGCAUGGAUGUGAUUACUAGCACAUCAUUUGGAGUGAACAUUGACUCCCUCAACAACCCACAUGAUCCCUUUGUGGAACAUACUAAGAAGCUCUUAAGAUUUGAUUUCCUUGAUCCACUCCUUGUCCUUUCAGCACUUUUUCCGUUCCUUCGUCCAGUCUUUGAAAUAUUAAAUCUCUCUGUGUUUCCAAAAAGUGCUGUGAAUUUUAUCACAAAAUCUAUAAAAAGGAUGAAAGAAAGUCGCCGCAAAGAUAAGGAAACGCACCGAGUGGAUCUUCUUCAGCUGAUGAUUAACUCUCAGAAUUCCAAAGAUGUGGAUACCUGCAAAGCUCUGUCUGACCCAGAAAUGGUGGCCCAAAGUAUUAUCUUUAUUUUUGGUGGCUACGAGCCCACUACUGAGGCUCUCUCCUUCCUUUUCUAUAAAUUGGCCACUCACCCUGAUGUCCAGCGGAAGCUGCAGAAGGAGAUUGAUGAAACUCUCCCCAACAAGGCACCUCCCACCUACGAUGCCCUGGCACAGAUGCAGUAUCUUGACGUGGUGCUGAAUGAAGCUCUCAGAUUGUUCCCAAUUACUGCUAGACUUGAGAGGGUCUGUAAGAGAGAUGUAAAAAUCCACAGGGUGUUCAUUCCCAAAGGGACAGUGAUGAUGGUGCCAGUCUUCACUAUUCACAGAGACCCGGAGCUCUGGCCAGAGCCUGAGGAGUUCUGCCCUGAAAGGUUCAGUAAGAAGAACAAGGACAGCAUAAAUCCUUACACAUACCUGCCUUUUGGCACUGGACCCCGCAACUGCCUUGGCAUGAGGUUUGCCAUCAUGAACAUGAAACUUGCUGUUGUCAGAGUCCUGCAGAACUUCUCCUUCAAACCUUGUAAAGAAACACAGAUCCCCCUGAAAUUAAGCCGCCAGCUGCAUCCCAGAACACCAGAGACCUUGAUUUACUUUGUGAUAAAACCCAGAAAUGAAGAUGGGCUUCACCUACUGCACUUGACAGAUGACCAGAGAUUCUGCGCAUUCAUUUAGCUUCUCAGUGACUGCAUGGAGUGUUAUAUAUUGUGUCAUAUAAAAGAGGUGAUUAAUAA